AUGACUCUGGAGUCCAUCAUGGCGUGCUGCCUGAGCGAGGAGGCCAAGGAAGCCCGGCGGAUCAACGACGAGAUCGAGCGGCAGCUCCGCAGGGACAAGAGGGACGCCCGCCGGGAGCUUAAGCUGCUGUUGCUGGGAACAGGAGAGAGUGGCAAGAGUACGUUUAUCAAGCAAAUGAGAAUCAUCCAUGGGUCAGGGUACUCCGAUGAAGACAAAAGGGGCUUCACCAAACUGGUGUAUCAGAACAUCUUCACAGCCAUGCAGGCCAUGAUCAGAGCUAUGGACACACUCAAGAUCCCAUACAAGUAUGAGCACAACAAGGCUCAUGCACAGUUAGUUCGAGAAGUUGAUGUGGAGAAGGUGUCUGCUUUUGAGAAUCCAUAUGUAGAUGCAAUAAAGAGUUUGUGGAAUGAUCCUGGAAUCCAGGAAUGUUAUGACAGACGACGAGAAUAUCAGUUAUCUGACUCUACCAAAUACUAUCUGAAUGACUUGGACCGCGUAGCCGACCCUUCCUACCUGCCUACGCAGCAAGAUGUGCUUAGAGUUCGAGUCCCCACCACAGGAAUCAUCGAGUACCCCUUUGACUUACAAAGUGUCAUUUUCAGGAUGGUCGAUGUAGGGGGCCAAAGGUCAGAGAGAAGAAAAUGGAUACACUGCUUUGAAAAUGUCACCUCUAUCAUGUUUCUAGUAGCGCUUAGUGAAUAUGAUCAAGUUCUCGUGGAGUCAGACAAUGAGAACCGAAUGGAAGAAAGCAAAGCACUCUUUAGAACAAUUAUCACAUAUCCCUGGUUCCAGAACUCCUCAGUUAUUCUGUUCUUAAACAAGAAAGAUCUUCUAGAGGAGAAAAUUAUGUAUUCCCACCUAGUUGACUACUUCCCAGAAUACGAUGGACCCCAGAGAGAUGCACAGGCAGCUCGAGAAUUCAUCCUGAAGAUGUUCGUGGACCUGAACCCAGACAGUGACAAAAUUAUCUACUCCCACUUCACGUGCGCCACAGACACCGAGAACAUCCGCUUUGUCUUUGCCGCAGUCAAGGACACCAUCCUCCAGUUGAACCUGAAGGAGUACAAUCUGGUCUAAUCGUGCCUCCCAGAAACCUGCCCUUCCCUUCCCUGGUGGGCUAUUGAAGAUAUACAAGAGGGACUGUAUUUCUGUGGAAAACAAUUUGCAUAAUACUAAUUUAUUGCCGUCCUGGACUCUGUGUGAGCGUGUCCACAGAGUUUAUAGUAAAUAUUAUGAUUUUAUUUAAACUAUUCAGAGGAAAAACAGAGGAUGCUGAAGUACAGUCCCAGCACAUUUCCUCUCUAUCUUUUUUUUAGGCAAAACCUUGUGACUCAAUGUAUUUUAAAUUCUCAGUCAUGCACUCACAAAGAUAAGAGUCGUUUCUCUCUUUCUCUCUCUUACUCUCUUUCUUUUCUAUUGAGCAAAACAAAACUGAUUUCCCCUUUCCUAAUCCAUACCUCCCUCCUGAUUUUUUUCCCCCAGGUUACAAUGGCCUUUAUCCUAGUUCUAUUCUUGGUCAAGUUUUUCUCUCGAAUGAUACAGUCAGGACAAUGUCAUUCGAUUUAAGCCAUCCUACAUCAGCUUAACCUAACACUUUGUAGUUUUUGCUGAAGGAUUACAUGUAUUACUACUAUGGUUUUCAAUGUAUUGCUCUGGAUACACAUCUAGUGUUUCUUUUAUAUAUACAUAUAUAUAUAUAUGUGUAUAUAUAUUGUCUCGUCUAACUGGACUGGGACAAUGGAUGCCCAUCAAACAGUUAAGCAUCAUUUCUUUGAGUUUUGACCUUCAGGCAUAGUUCAUGAUUGCUCAGAGAAAUGCACAGAAGUUCGAGGGCAUGGGCAAAGACACACAGAAGGAGUCCUUUCUUUUGAAAUCCAUGUGCCAUUGUUCUUUCUCCCUUCCCUGCUGAAUGUCCCCCCCAACACACACCUUUUCUUUAAAUCACAGAUGCCAAAAAACAUGCCAACAGACACUACAUUGCCCCAAUGGCUGCUACCCAGAACCUUUUCAUAGGUUAUUUUUCAUUUUUGUUUUUGUUUUUUGGUUCCAACAUUUUUUUAUUUUUUCCUUUGCAUUUGGGCCACAAUUUUUAAAUAUUUUUUUUAUUAUGGGUAUGUGUUGCCAAAGCUGGCUUUUUGCAAAACAAAUUAAGAACUUCAAAAAUAAAAGCCAGCAUCUUAAAUGUAAGAGAGUAAGACUGUGAGGCUGAAGAUGACUGGCUGAGAGAAUCUAUCAGUUGCCAAAUGAUCGGUAACUGUAAAUCUGAUGCUCAUGGUCCAUUCUUUUCUUUGCCCUUCAGAUCACGUGGCUUAGUGUCCAGUCCCACGUUGAGUGUCCCAGAUCAGCACUGUAGAAAAGUGUCGUGUGUGGUUUAUCAUGAAAUCUGCUCAUGUCUGUUAUUGGAAGCCAGUUUUACUCGCUCUUAUGUCCUUUAAGUUCAAGUAAGUCUGCCAAGAACAUUGGUUGAUAGUAUUAUCCUGACACCUUUAAAUUGCAAAAAAAAAAAAAAAAAAAAAAAAAAGUGACUGCUGGUUUAUCUCCUUCAGGAUCUUCUUGAACUGGUGACUGAUUGAGUUGAACUUAAGGAAUUUUUGUGGACUUAAAAGUAACCUCUCAGUGUUCCGUUGAACAUGUAUCUCUGUAACUGAACCUCUUAAGAGAGAUGUUUGGAAUUCUACAUGUGCAAUUUUUCAACACAUGCAAAAAAUACAGCACAUGUAUCAUGAACUUCUGCCAAGCAGCCUAAAUUGAGAUGUGAUUUAAGAAAUCAUGAUUGUUUUAAAGCUGCUGGGAAGUUAGCAUGAGGCCAUGACUCUGGUCUCAGUAGUACCAUUGGGCACUAGUCUAAACAUCCAUAUAAAUCACUUUUUUGAAUAACAAAGGGGAGGGAGAAAAUUAACAGCUUUUGAGUACCAAAGUUACUGAAUAGUAAUGAAAUGUUCUCAUUUUUAAUUCUCCCAGCCUCAAACAACAUGGGUUACUUUUUUUUUUUUCUUUACUCAGAAAGCACCUGUAAUUUAAUUAACAGACUGCCUGUAGGUAUAGUGCAAUUACGAAUGCUCUAAUCGUUGUACAUACAUCUCUCUUGAUAUUGCAGCAUCCAUACUGGCUUUGUAAUCAUUAAUUUUUUUGGCAGAUUGAAUGUGCUGUAUUGAUAUGUAUCUAUGUAAUUGUAUUGUAUGUCUUAUAGCUAAUUCACAUUUUGAAUAAUGUUAUUUUAUUUACUUUUUUAAGAGAGGAGAAUGUAAAUUUGUCAGUUUAUUUCUGACUAGGGAUAUUUUUUUCCAUUUAGAAAAGAAGAAAAAAACAAAAACCUUACUAUCGUACAGAGCGGUACUAGCAUCGUGCUGUAUAAAAUCAUUUGCACAUUCCUGAGUAGAGGUAUACUGAUUCUAAGACCCAAAGGUAAUUUCAUAGCAAAAUACAUAAAAUCAGUCGGAGCUUUUAUACAAACAUGGAAACCAACUUUGUAGAACUUUUGCCAUUUGACCUAGGAUUGGAAUAUGAGCUUUUAUACAAUUCAUAUUCUUAUUUGGCAAAUGCACAGUUUAGUAUUACCUCUCUGAUGGCCUUUAUUAGAGAAAGGCAGUUUUAGAAGCUAUUGUGAUCCACUAAGGAAAUGUUUUAACAGCUAGAGACCACUGCUUGCCUGAAAGGGCGAUCUUAAAUUUGGUGCAGCAAAAAAAAAAAAACAAAACAAAAAAACAAAAACAAAACAAAAAAAGUAAACAGCAACAUUUGAAGGCCUACAGUGUGUAUAGAGAAAACCUCAUCACAAGAUCAUAAGUGUUACAGUUUUAGGGAAUCAAGAUAUUCUAUUUAAUAGAGCUAUAGUAGAUGUAGUCGAUUAAACCUGAUCUCAAAGCUCGAAGAAGCUGAGCAAAACAGGGAAAGAUUGUUAUAUUUGUCUUUAUGAAGUUGGGAUGGAAUUUGCUAUGCAGAAUUGAGGUUUGUGGCUUUGCUGCUUAUCCUAGGGUGCAUGACAGGAUCCCUUCUUUUGAGAAAGGAAAAAAUUGAUCACCCUAGCUGCAGUGAGGCAUAGAAACCUAAUUGUAUCCACACUAGUCAAUCGAAGCGACAGGAUUUUUUGUUGUUGUUUCUUUGGGGUUUUAUUGAAGGGGCGAGGGGCGGGAAGGGAUUCUUUUCAGUUUUGUAUAAAAACAAAGUUUACUCAUGCUUUCUAUUCUAUUGUGAUUGCUCUAAGCGUGUGCCACUGGACUCCUGUUGUUGAUGCUCUAGGUAAUGGAGGCUUGUGGCGAGUUUUAUGGUGACUUGGGCAUGUCUUAUUGAAAAACAAAAACACAAAACACAGAAACCUUUCUUCAGCAUACCAAGGCAAGCAGCCAUUUCAUGACUCACAUAACACAUUGCAGUGUACCAGUUUACAGAUAAUUUUUCCUUUUUUUUUUUUUUCCUUAUUUUUGUUUCUGCUUGAUGCGGCAGUUCCAACCCAUAGAGAAUUCCUUAUUUGUAAAUUGGAGGUUUUUACUAUGCCUUACAGAGCUUAAAUUCAGAAGUUUGUGCCUCAUAUCUGAAACAAAGGGAAACAACACACUCUUUCAAAAAUCAGUAAAUCCCCUAGAAGUUAUCAGGGAUUUUUUUUUUUUCUUUCUUAACAUUUCCAUGUAAAGAGCUCUGUCUAUAGGGGUGGGGGUGGGGGAAUCUUAGGAACCUGCACUUGUUAUUCACUAGCAGAUGACAUCUACAGAAGGUAUUUGAACACCAGAAACUUUUGUUUUCUUUUUCUUUCUUUUCUUUCUUUCUUUUUUUUUUUUUUUUUUUUUUUUUUUUUUUUUUUUUUUUUGUAGAUCCUAGCAGGCCUGAUAUUUUAAAAAGGUAAUUCAGUUAAAGGGCAAUUUACUUUUUUGUACUUCAGACUAUCUUGAUUGUCAAGGUGUACGAACUGUAAUUUUUAAAUUUAUACUGCCACAUGAUUGUAAAUUUUAGUUGUCUUAAGUUAGGAAUUGGUGGAAAGCUAUUUAUGCUGGAUUUGGGUCAAAAUGACUAUUAUUUGCAAAAAAAUAAAAAUAAAAAAUAAUAAUGGGAAGAAAGGGCUGCAUAAUAAGAUACUGCAAGACUCAGAUAUUGGUUGGAAAUUCCCCUCAGAUUAUCCUCAAUUUCCCUUUGUUUUCACUUUCUCAGAAAGAACGAAUGAAAUGAAAUAUAGCAGAAUGUUAACCCAUAUAAAAAUAAAGUGUACCCAAAUAUUGUAAUGCAUAUUGCUGCUCUUCUUAAAAUCAGACAAGGGUCUUACACCACUUAAUUGGCGACUAACAACAUCUCAAAUUGAUGCAAAUAAGGUGUGCUUGGUAUACAUUCAUAUUUUCUUCCAAAGAGAUAUCUUUGGUUAGAAACACACACAAAAAUUAAAACUAAUAAUAUCAUAUGUUUAACUAUUUCUACAUAUUUCCAGCAUAUGUAGCAUUAAUAGAUCUGUCCUGGUACCUGUGUCUUGGGGAUUUCAUUUCAGUUCCAUCAAAUUAGGAAGAGAAAUGGCUUAGUUGUAUAUGAUUAGCUAGAUGUUUUUGGAGCCAGACACCUGCUAUUUAGUAGAUAACUUAGUACAGAGUCUAAACUUGUCAUUUGUUUUUCUCACAGAGUAACCAUUUCCUGCUCUCUUCCCUACUACCACUGCCCUUUCAAUAACACUCUUGCCUCUAGAAUCAUAUGUUCCAAGUAUGCAUACACACCCAGCACAUAGUAGGUGCUCAGAUAUUAAUUUCCUUACCUUCCUUAUCUACCAUGUAGCAUCCAUUUCCCCAUAUGAUUCCAACCCAAGCUAUUGGGUAAAAUUGGAUUUUACUUGGAUAAAGGAAUUCUGACUUUGGUAGAAGUUUUUGGUAGACAGAAAAUAAUAACAGGGAGGAAGGAAUUAUUCUUCAGUAGAGUAUUUUUAGGUUUAGGAAAGAAAGAUGGAAAAUUACUGUGUAACUCUGUCCAGGUGACUUGGAUUGAAACACGUGUUUUUUGUGGAUUUCUUUUCCUCAAAGAACUCUCUAAAUGCAACUUCUUGCUGGAUUCCUCACCCAUCACGUUGGAACCCCUGAUUAGACCAUGUAUUUAGGGAGUUUUGUCAGAAAACAUUUUUAACUUGCAGUAUUUAAAAGAAUCAUAUUUACUGUUCUUAAAAUGUCAUUCAAUGCAUGUAUUGUCUAUUGUUUGGGGAUGGGAACUAGUUUUGCAAAAACACCUAAUGUUGUAUAAUAAUGCCCCAAUGAUCUUGCUGGUUAAAAAUACAGUAUUUUUGGCCAUAAUUUUGUACUACAGUAUUCUUCAUUCUUG
This is a messenger RNA of Sciurus carolinensis (gray squirrel), 6285 nucleotides long. It is a transcript of the gene Gnaq, whose product is annotated as G protein subunit alpha q. Gene Ontology annotation, cellular component: heterotrimeric G-protein complex. Gene Ontology annotation, molecular function: G-protein beta/gamma-subunit complex binding; GTPase activator activity; G protein-coupled receptor binding. Lineage: Eukaryota; Metazoa; Chordata; Mammalia; Rodentia; Sciuridae. The record is from RefSeq and is a predicted model, not a curated record. Bases 1 to 1080 code for a protein of 359 amino acids. Gene Ontology annotation, biological process: action potential; adenylate cyclase-modulating G protein-coupled receptor signaling pathway; phospholipase C-activating dopamine receptor signaling pathway. The transcript has 7 exons.